Mus caroli (Ryukyu mouse) is the source of this 2491-nucleotide messenger RNA. RefSeq names its product zinc finger and BTB domain containing 16 (gene Zbtb16). Gene Ontology annotation, molecular function: protein binding; RNA polymerase II cis-regulatory region sequence-specific DNA binding; DNA-binding transcription factor activity, RNA polymerase II-specific. Gene Ontology annotation, biological process: regulation of transcription by RNA polymerase II. The record is from RefSeq and is a predicted model, not a curated record. Lineage: Eukaryota; Metazoa; Chordata; Mammalia; Rodentia; Muridae.
GGGCUCGGCCGCCAGCACUAAAGAUGGAGAGGCGCCGGGGCCUCGCAGGGGAGGGGGCUCGGCGUUGACGUGGGACGCGGCGGAGGCGCCGCAGCCGGUGGUGAUUUGCUAACCUAGCGGCAGAGAGGAGUUAAGGGUGACGAGAGCGGGUACUGCGAACUGCCGGGCGAUGCCGCCGCUGCCGCCGUGAGAUCCGGAGCAACAGUUCCCCAGCAACACCCCUUCCCCGAUCCAGGCACACCCCUAGCCCCCCAGGCACGCACACCCACCCCAAGCUCCAGGCUCCGUAAGCGUCCCCUCUGCUGGCCCCGACGUCUACCCCGCCCCACCUUGCAGAGCAGAGAAGGAAAGAGAGCCCCAUGCCUGAGCCCAGGGGAGCAUCAUGGAUCUGACAAAGAUGGGGAUGAUCCAGCUGCAGAACCCUAGCCACCCCACGGGGCUGCUGUGCAAGGCCAAUCAGAUGCGACUGGCUGGGACUUUGUGCGAUGUGGUCAUCAUGGUGGACAGCCAGGAGUUCCAUGCCCACCGGACGGUGCUAGCCUGCACCAGCAAGAUGUUUGAGAUCCUCUUCCACCGAAACAGCCAGCACUAUACUCUGGACUUCCUCUCGCCAAAAACCUUCCAGCAGAUCCUGGAGUACGCCUACACGGCCACACUGCAAGCCAAGGCGGAGGACCUGGAUGACCUGCUGUAUGCAGCUGAGAUUCUGGAGAUCGAAUACCUGGAGGAGCAGUGCCUGAAGAUCCUGGAGACCAUCCAGGCAUCUGAUGACAAUGACACAGAGGCCACCAUGGCUGACGGUGGGGGCGAAGAAGAAGAGGACCGUAAGGCUCGAUACCUCAAGAACAUCUUUAUCUCGAAGCAUUCCAGCGAGGAGAGUGGCUAUGCCAGUGUGGCUGGACAGAGCCUCCCUGGGCCCAUGGUGGACCAGAGCCCCUCAGUCUCCACCUCUUUUGGUCUCUCAGCCAUGAGUCCUACCAAGGCAGCCGUGGACAGCUUGAUGAGUAUAGGACAGUCACUCCUGCAAGGAACUCUUCAGCCACCUGCAGGGCCUGAGGAGCCCACACUGGCAGGGGGUGGGCGGCACCCUGGGGUGACUGAGGUGAAGAUGGAAAUGAUGCAGGUAGAUGAAGCCCCUGGCCAGGACAGCCCUGGGGCAGCUGAGUCUAGCAUCUCAGGAGGGAUGGGGGACAAGCUUGAAGAGAGGAGCAAAGAGGGGCCUGGGACCCCGACUCGAGGCAGCGUCAUCACUAGUGCCAGAGAGCUGCAUUAUGGGAGAGAGGAGAGUGGUGAGCAGCUCUCCCCUCCUGUUGAAGCUGGCCAGGGACCCCCUGGGCGGCAGGAGCCCCUGGCACCCCCAGUGGAGAAGCAUUUGGGUAUCUACUCGGUGCUGCCCAACCACAAGGCCGAUGCUGUGUUGAGCAUGCCGUCUUCAGUGACAUCUGGUCUCCAUGUGCAACCUGCCCUGGCAGUCUCCAUGGACUUCAGCACCUACGGGGGUCUGCUGCCUCAGGGCUUCAUCCAGAGGGAGCUGUUCAGCAAGCUGGGUGAGCUGGCUGUGGGCAUGAAGGCUGAGAGCCGCCCUCUGGGGGAGCAGUGCAGCGUGUGUGGGGUCGAGCUUCCGGACAACGAGGCAGUGGAGCAGCACAGGAAACUGCACAGUGGGAUGAAAACAUACGGGUGUGAACUCUGUGGAAAACGGUUCCUGGACAGUUUGCGACUGAGAAUGCAUUUACUGGCUCAUUCAGCGGGUGCCAAAGCCUUUGUGUGUGAUCAGUGUGGUGCCCAGUUCUCGAAGGAGGAUGCCCUGGAGACACACAGACAGACCCAUACUGGCACGGACAUGGCUGUCUUCUGUCUGCUGUGUGGGAAACGCUUUCAGGCGCAGAGCGCACUCCAGCAGCACAUGGAGGUCCACGCAGGCGUGCGCAGCUAUAUUUGCAGUGAGUGCAACCGCACCUUCCCCAGCCACACGGCUCUCAAGCGCCACCUUCGCUCACAUACAGGUGACCACCCAUAUGAGUGUGAGUUCUGCGGCAGCUGCUUCCGGGAUGAGAGCACACUCAAGAGCCACAAGCGCAUCCACACAGGGGAGAAGCCCUAUGAGUGCAACGGCUGUGGCAAGAAGUUCAGCCUCAAGCAUCAGUUGGAGACGCACUACAGGGUUCACACAGGUGAGAAGCCCUUUGAGUGCAAACUCUGCCACCAGCGCUCCCGAGACUACUCGGCCAUGAUCAAGCACCUGAGAACACACAACGGUGCCUCGCCAUACCAGUGUACCAUCUGCACGGAAUACUGCCCCAGCCUCUCCUCCAUGCAGAAACACAUGAAGGGCCACAAGCCGGAGGAGAUCCCACCUGACUGGAGGAUAGAGAAGACGUACCUCUACCUGUGUUAUGUGUGAAGUGGGGGGCCUUCCCCCCCAACACACGGUAGAGCAGCAGCAGGAGCCAACAAAGGCGAGCUAGAACCAGACAAAGUGGAAAGACUA